AUGAAGUACAAAAAUUACAGGGAACAGUUUCUUGGACUCAUCAAGCCAAUAAGCAAGAAUUCCAUAAAACGAAUUAUAAAUCAAAGAGAUAACAAUGCUAACAAUGCAUUCAUAACAGUAUGUUUAAAUGGUUAUGAUGACAUUGCUCUGUACUUUAUUUCCAUGGGCGCUGAUAUUCUUGGAAAAGAUACACGUUUGUCUCCAAUGACAGCUGCAUGUGGAUCUGGAAAUGUUUCUACGGUUGACUUAUUGAUUAAAAAAGGUGCCAACUUAAAUAAAGCAGAUAAAAACGGGAAUACACCUUUAUAUGCUGCUUGCACAGGUGGGCAUGCAAGCAUAGUUAAAACGCUUGUUGAGCAAGGUUCAGGUGUCAAUCAUAUUACUAAGUUUGGAAAUACUCCCCUUUUCGCUGCAAGUUGGGGAGGAUUUGAGUCGAUAGUAAUCAUACUUGUCAACAAAGGUGCAUCAGUGAAUAAAACAUUUCAAAAUGGAGAGUCGCCAUUAUUAGCUGCAUGCCAGAGAGGACAUGAAAAUAUUGUUCGGUUAUUGAUAGAACAUGGUGCCACAAUUGAUUAUGCUACAAAAUCUGGAAACACGUCCCUGAACGUUGCGUGUAACGGUGGAUUUGAGUCUAUAGUCCAACUACUCUUAAGCAAGAAAGCAUCAAUCAAUACAACAAACGAAAAUAGCGGAUCACCGUUGUACGUGUCUUGUCUUAGGGGAUACGAGAAUAUUGUACAGUUACUGCUAGAAAAAGGGGGCAAGGCUAAUUAUUCUGAAAACAACUAUGUUCCUUUGCAUGCUGCUUGUUUUAUAGGAGAUUACGAAAUAGCAAAGUUACUGAUAGAAAAACAGUCCGACGUUAACACCCAAAAGGGCGAUGGUCAGACACCUCUGCAUGCUGCAGUAAAGUGUCAGAAUGAGAAAUUAGUCAAUUUAUUAGUAUGCAAUGGCGCAAUUAUUAAUAGUACAUAUGGUUGUGGCUUUUCAGCUUUAUACGAUGCAUCCAUUGUAGGUAAUUUCCAAGCUGUGAAAAUUUUGGUAGAAAAAGGAGCAGUUAUAAACGUAGCUUCGGAUUCUGGUGAAACUGCAUUGUUUGUUGCUUGUCGCGAGGGUCAUCAUGAAAUAUCGGAAUUUUUAAUCGAAAAGGGGGCUGAUUUAAAUAAAAGUAAUUGUUAUUGUGAUACUCCUUUGCAUGUUGCAAGCGUUGGACGAUAUGAAAAAAUUGUCGAGCUCUUGGUAAAUAAUAAUGCUGAUAUAAACAAAUCAAAUAACUAUAAUGAAACACCUUUUUAUAUUGCAUGUGAAAAGGGGUUCUUUGAAAUUUCUAAAAUCCUAAUGAACAAAGAAAUUAAUAUAGAUGAAACGACAAAAUAUGGUUGGAACCCGAUGUAUGCUGCGGCCUCAGCAGGCUAUACUGAAGUAGUUGAACUGUUGUUAGAGAACGGAGCAACUGUAAAUGAGUACAAUAAAUUCGGAUGGACCCCUUUGGUUGCUGCUUGCAGUGAAGGACAUACAGACACCGUUAUUCUGUUGGUUAGCAAGGGAGCUGAUAUUGAUAUAGGCAAUUCAAAAGGAGAGACACCUAUGCAUUUCGCCUGCUUAGGUGGAAACAGUUCCGUUUUUCAAUUUUUAUUAAAAAAAGGAACAGUUUUAGAUAGAUUUGAUGUGCAAGGAAAUUACCCCCUCCACAACGCAUGCUACAGUGGAGAUCCUGAAAUAGUCUCGCUAUUACUAGGAGAGAAUGUAGAUGUUAACUGUUAUAAUUUUACGAAAGACACACCUCUCCAUGUCGCAUGUGUCCGUGGACAUGAUGAAAUAGUUAAAAUAUUAAUGGAGAAACAUGCUAGUGUCAAAAAGGUUAAUAUAGAAGCUGAGACGCCUCUUUUUGUUGCAUGUAAAGGUGGUUAUCAUAAGAUUGUUCGGAUACUCCUCGAAGAAAAUUCCUUAGUUAACGUAGUGAAUAUAUUUGGAUGGACACCUCUAUAUGCAGCUUGCAAGGCAGGUCAUUAUGAAACUGUAAAACUAUUAUUGGAAAAGGGUGCCGAUUUAAAUAAAGCGAACUGUGAUGGACGCACACCUUUUGAUAUAGCAUUUAUUAACGAGCAUGACAAAAUAUUUGGAUUAUUGCAGGAUGAGGGAGCAGACAUGUUUGACUGGCCUGAUUAG
This is a messenger RNA of Mytilus trossulus (common blue mussel), 2169 nucleotides long. Its product is annotated as ankyrin repeat domain-containing protein 17-like. Gene Ontology annotation, molecular function: protein binding. The transcript has a single exon. Bases 1 to 2169 code for a protein of 722 amino acids. Gene Ontology annotation, biological process: protein localization to ciliary inversin compartment. The record is from RefSeq and is a predicted model, not a curated record. Lineage: Eukaryota; Metazoa; Mollusca; Bivalvia; Mytilida; Mytilidae. Gene Ontology annotation, cellular component: ciliary inversin compartment.